AUGGUUGGUGUUUCUAAAUCCAAGGCAUGCGCCGAUUGCAAACGACGCCGCGUCAAGUGCGACCUGACGUCGCCUCGGUGUCAGCGUUGCACCAAGGCCGGUAUUAUCUGUCGUGGAGUUGGCAAACAUCCUACCCUAUGGGUCCAUCGGACUCCGACGCAGCUCAAUGUUUCCGCCCUCUCGGUCAUACAAUCGCAGCAGCAGACGAACUGGUUGAGCGUGCUACAACGGAUGCGCUGUCAAAUAAACUCGAAAGGAGCAUACGAUAUACCAACUUUUCGAUCACAAGCGCUUUCCAUUGCAGUCAACAUUUACUUUCCUCAAGGGCGAUACACCACGAGCGAGGAAGACCAUAGUUCAACGCCAUCCUCGUGGCUCAAGGCUGUGUGUAAAAUGGAAGGCCCUAGCGAAGCUUUGGACUACUCACUUGUUGCGUUUGUUGCGAUUCAGAUUAGGCUGUCCGGUGAAGUGGGCGUGUCUUACGACGAGGCCAUUGAGCUAUACAACCAUGCACUAUCCAAGGUUAUUCACGUUCUUGACUGUCCUUGCGUACUAGGGAAAAACGACGAGAGUAUUGCCGCUAUUGUGAUUCUAUCCACUUGUGAGCUCUUCCUUUUUCAUGCGAGCACGAGCUGGAAUGCUCACGCGCAAGGCGUAUCUGAGAUCCUUCGUCAUCGAGCUGUCCCUGACACAAAUACUGCGAGCUGGAACGACUUGUGUCGACGUCUCUGCGUGAUAUGUGUCAUUCAAGCCCUGUCACAGAAGAAGCCUCUCAAUCUUGAACCCAAGCUUUGGCGAGAGCACAUUGGCCCGUGGGCUGCCCCAGAUUCCUUCGGUGCAUUCCUCGACAUGACCAUCGAUAUCCCGUCAGUCAUGGCUGAAGCUUAUGGCCUGGCCUCAAGUGAUGAGGCAGAUGGUGAAAGAUUGUCAAGAUACAUCGAUCUUCUGACUGAGAAGUUCUAUCUUCUUGAGAAUUGGCGAGCCCUUGUACAUCGCAACAUAGCGGUACGCAACCAAACGCCGCUAUUCUGGUCUGUUCCCUCUAGAGCGAGUAAUCCAGCAGACGAUGGAUAUCCAGAUAAGCUAUUUCCAUUCGCCCUGAUGUUUUCAUCUGUGGAGGGCGCCAGUCCAUGGAUUCUAUGCUGCAGCAUCAUGUUAGAUAUCAUUGAGACAAUCCUGCUGCUUCGCGCAAAGGCUGCAAGCCUGGGUGUUUCCCCAUCCCCUAGCGAGUGCCCGGAUGGCUUUACACAGAAGGGCUCACCGACCCAGGCAGAUGCUGACUAUAUCGCGCGUAUGAUGUGUCAAAGUAUCGAGUAUUGCUAUCGGAGUGAGAAUGGUACUUUCGGCCCGCAGAUAACAUGCAAUGCCCAAACGACUCUGCUGGGGUACUUUGCGGGUCGGGGUAUGAAGAGGGAGCUUGAGUGGUGUCGGGCGAUUAAAUACAUGAAGGGACCUGGGACGAGUUUUGGGAUUGAUCUGAUGCAGUUCAAGAAACCACCAGAGCUGUAG
Fusarium tjaetaba is the source of this 1509-nucleotide messenger RNA. RefSeq lists its product as uncharacterized. Bases 1 to 1509 code for a protein of 502 amino acids. Gene Ontology annotation, molecular function: DNA-binding transcription factor activity, RNA polymerase II-specific; zinc ion binding. The transcript has 4 exons. Gene Ontology annotation, biological process: regulation of DNA-templated transcription. NCBI's taxonomy places the organism in Eukaryota, Fungi, Ascomycota, Sordariomycetes, Hypocreales, Nectriaceae. The record is from RefSeq and is a predicted model, not a curated record.